Varroa destructor (honeybee mite) is the source of this 2763-nucleotide messenger RNA. RefSeq names its product Coiled-coil and C2 domain containing 2A (gene Cc2d2a). The record is from RefSeq and is a predicted model, not a curated record. Gene Ontology annotation, cellular component: ciliary transition zone. NCBI's taxonomy places the organism in Eukaryota, Metazoa, Arthropoda, Arachnida, Mesostigmata, Varroidae. Gene Ontology annotation, biological process: protein localization to ciliary transition zone; non-motile cilium assembly.
GGCGAGCAGCCGUCCGAAGCGCAUCCGACCCGCUAAUCCCGCUACAACGCCAUAACUAGCGUUUCAUUUACUGCUUUCGUUUGAAGACAAACCAAAAACAUCGAACAAACUCAAAGAAGCUAUGGAAACAAGACGAAUUUUACAGCAGAGGGUUCGACGUCGUUUACAAGCAGUGAAUGGCCUCAGAUCUUUAAGUGAAAAAUCGAAAGCGAUGCCGGAUUUGGACUUCACGCUGGCGACAGAACGAAACAAUGGAAUCGUCUUUUUCCUCGGAACACAUCUGAAACCCGAAAAGGAUAGCCUCAGCGACUCUAGAUCCGAUAGCCUUAAAAGCAAAAAUGAAACUGAAGACUUCAAUGUAGAGAGCUGGAAGAUAUCAGUGUACAGUAAACCGAUUCGGCAAAACGUCACUGAUCUUGAAGAAUUACUGGUGACAGAAAAGCGUAAAUUCGGUGACCGUCACAAAACUGUGAGGCCUCAAGUUGAAAAUCGUUAUCACGCCUACAAAAUUAGCCAUAACGAUAUCGCUCCAGAGUUGGAGGAAAACAAGCGGCAGGUGAACCUAUUGGAUGGACUCGACGGACCGAGCCUCCGCUUGGAGCCGUUCAAGGAUGAGUUCCUGCUUCAGCGAGAGCUGAGCAUAGAGGAUCGCUUUAGCAUCAUGUCGUUGCGAGAAAAAGUUCGCGCGCCUAUGAAAGAUAUCACUACGUUGAUUCCACUCUAUCUAAGAGAGUAUCAAACGAAGGGCGAUGCUGGGGAUUCUGAGGAACUUGGUGACGUUGAAUCUUUCCAAUGUGCGCAAAGCACUGUAAUAAAUAAACUGCGUGAAUUGGUAGCUGAAUAUCGGAAAACAGUGCAGCAUCACACCACUCUAGAGAGUAUUCUAAUUGAGGACAAAGCACCAGGUAUAACAAGUAUAGGCCUGAGCAUGCUCAAAGUCACAAUGCCAAGACGACCACUUCGACCGCGACGAAAAGAACGAAAGAAGGUCCUUACCUCUUCGAUCAUCCAAGGCAAGUCGGACCUUGCUAACGCUGAAUUAAUUGUGACGAUCCUGCGUGCCACGAAUGUGCCAAUAAGAUCCGACGUCGAACGUCGCGUUUCCAGUCCGAAUAUCGGGCAGGCCGUACUCUUCAACCAAAUGAACGACUCGAUUAUCCAGGUUCGACCCUUUGUAGAGGUUAGCUUUCAGCAGAAUUCCAAAGCAACGUUCGUUUCUGAUGGACCCAAUCCGACAUGGAACCAGCAACUGACCCUGUCCAUUCGUAACGACACCUUCCAAGGCGACAAUCGCGAUGUGAUCUACCUGAAUAUUUGUGACCAGGUUGUCGUUGAUCUACAAAACGAAGACGGAAAGGACCAUAUUCAUCAAAUUCUCGAGCGACGGUGGCUAGGUACUUUAACAAUACCAUUUUCAACCGUCUACAUCAACUCGAAAAUCGAGGGAACGUUUCGAAUGGACAGUCCCCCAGUUCUGUUCGGUUAUGAAUUUGAGUCAAAGCAAUGGCCAACAAAUGGAGAACAAAGCAAUUUCAUUCUGCUGUCACUCUUCAUUACCAUUGAACCGCCACUCCAAUUGCCCAAAAUGAUCUUAGAACGGCUACCGAGCGGUGAACCCGAGGAGAUAUUCGUGAAGGCUAGCAAAUUUCAGAACGAGAUAAACGCUAAAUUUCCGAACAGGGAAGUGCGAUGUCUUACAGCAAACAUCGAAGGCAAAAUGGUGCUAAUGACUCGUUUCAUUAAUCCGAUCAUUCCGCCAAGAGAUCUCCUCUUCGACACGGAUCCGCUGCAAAUCAAGAUGGAACGUCUCGCACGGUUUGUGUCACUUAUACCUACAGUGUCGGAUAGCAUCCUGUUUCCCGGAAUUCGCGACAUCUGGACUACCUGUGAACAAUUUUUGCAAGUGCUCGUGGGCGACGAGGAGGAGCAUGCCAUUCUACUAUGUAACUACUUUCUGUUCUGUGGAGUCAAUGCGUACAUCCUUCUCGGUAACGGAAUACCAGAGGGCGCGACAGCGUACGUGAUCACAAUCAACAACGCGGCGACAGGUCUCGACGAUCGGAUAUGGAACGCUGUUACGGGCCGAAGCUACCUGUUGUCCGAUGUCAAUUCCCCUCUACAAAGUGUGGGGUGCAUCAUCAGUAAGGACAAUGUCUGGGCUAACAUUCAGGAUGACCAAAGGCCAUGUCGAGUUCAAUUUGUUCUAAACAAGUCGAACAAGUGGAAACCGCUGUUCCGAGGUGAACACGGUCUGCCACUUCAUACGCUGCAAACAGAUGCGUGCCGAUAUACCCCGCCUGACAAGAUGCUCGCCUCAAAACUUGAGAGUACUCUAGAGACGCAUCUUCGCGAGUCAAUCAUGCGCUGGCGAAAACAAGAUCGUACGAUCUGGAACCGGAAUCACUGCCGUAUGCUCCGUAGUAUACUUCCAAAAUUUGAGGAGCAUAUGCAAAGGAAGGACGCAAUGGGUUCCGAAGCGCUGUUAGACACACUAGCCUCCCAUAAGCUCAGCGGAUUUCCAUUGUCGAUGACUUUCGUAAGCAUAAAAGCGGUUACGGAUGCCGUUAAAUCGACGGGGAUGCAUCUCACGUGCCAGGAGGGUACCGAGUUCGCAUUGGCGGCGUACGUUCACGCUUAUCCAUCCCAGGUGUUUGCUGUCUGGAUCUACGUAGCCACAAUUACGCGCCGAGAUCAUUUCUAAUAGCUGAUAUGAUUCAACUGCAAUGAAAAUGUGUUUAAUAAAUCAUUCAUAUUAUUAUCAUA